AUGAGUGGGAUGGGAGAAAAUACCUCUGACCCAUCCAGGGCAGAGUCAAGAAAACGCAAGGAUCCUGAUCAGCUUGGACCCAGCCCUAAAAGAAGUACUGAGAAACGCAAUCGUGAGCAAGAGAAUAAAUACAUUGAAGAACUUGCAGAGCUGAUUUUUGCAAAUUUUAAUGAUAUUGACAACUUUAACUUUAAACCUGACAAAUGUGCAAUCUUGAAAGAAACUGUGAAGCAAAUUCGUCAGAUAAAAGAACAAGAAAAAGCAGCAGCAGCUAACGAAGAUGAAGUGCAAAAAGCAGAUGUAUCAUCGACAGGUCAGAGUGUCAUCGACAAGGAUGCACUUGGACCAAUGAUGCUUGAGGCCCUAGAUGGGUUCUUCUUUGUAGUGAACCCAGAAGGUAAUGUUGUGUUUGUUUCUGAGAAUGUGACACAGUACCUAAGGUACAACCAAGAAGAGCUGAUGAACACAAGCAUAUAUAGCAUCCUGCAUGUAGGGGACCACAAUGAAUUUGUCAAAAUCCUGCUGCCAAAAUCUUUAGUGAAUGGGGGAUCUUGGUCUGGUGACACUCCUAGGCGUAAUAGCCAUACCUUUAAUUGUCGGAUGCUGGUAAAACCUGUUGCUGAUUCUGAAGAAGGCCAUGAUAACCAGGAAGCACAUCAGAAAUACGAAACUAUGCAGUGCUUUGCUGUUUCUCAACCAAAUUCCUUCAAGGAGGAUGGUGAAGAUUUGCAGUCUUGCUUGAUUUGUGUUGCAAGAAGAGCUCCAAUGAAGGAAAGGCCCCUUCUUCCUUCAUCUGAGAGCUUUACUACUCGCCAGGAUCUACAAGGCAAAAUAACUUCACUGGACACGAGUACCAUGCGAGCAGCUAUGAAACCUGGCUGGGAGGAUUUGGUGAGAAGAUGCAUUCAGAGGUUCCAUUCACAACACGAGGGAGAAAUAUCCUUUGCCAAGAGGCAUCACCAGGAAGUGCUGAGGCAGGGACUUGCCUUCAGUCCUGUCUAUCGGUUUUCCUUGUCUGAUGGCACUAUCGUUUCUGCCCAAACGAAGAGCAAGCUCAUCCGUUCUCAGACAACUAGUGAACCUCAGCUUGUAAUCUCCUUGCAUAUGCUUCACAGAGAGCAGAAUGUCUGUGGAAUGAAUCAGGAUUUGACUGGACAAGGAAUGGGGAAGAUAUUGAACCCACUUAGCUCCAGCAGCCCUGCCCAUCAGGCCAUGUGCAGUGGGAACCCAGGUCAGGAUAUGACCAUCAGUAGCAAUAUAAAUUUUGCCAUAAAUGGCCCAAAGGAACAAAUGGGCAUGCCAGCAGGCAGGUUUGGUGGUUCAGGGGGAAUGAACCAUGUGUCAAGCAUACAAGCAUCCACUCCUCAGGGUAGCAACUAUGCACUAAAAAUGAAUAGCCCCUCACAAAGCAGCCCAGGCAUGAACCCAGGGCAGCCAAACUCUAUGCUUUCCCCAAGGCAUCGUGUGAGCCCUGGAGUGGCAGGAAGCCCACGCAUCCCACCCAGUCAGUUCUCCCCGGCAGGAAGCUUGCAUUCGCCGGUGGGAGUCUGCAGCAGCACAGGAAAUAGCCAUAACUACACCAACAGUUCCCUGAAUGCACUUCAGGCCCUCAGCGAGGGCCACGGCGUUUCUCUAGGAUCGUCGUUGGCUUCACCUGACCUAAAAAUGGGAAAUUUACAAAAUUCCCCUGUGAGUCUGAACCUUCCCCAGCUGAGCAAGAUAGGAAGCCUGGACUCUAAAGACUGCUUUGGACCAUAUGGGGAGCAAUCUGAAGGUACAACUGGACAAGCAGAGAGCAGCUGCCAUUCAGGAGAACAGAAAGAUAGUAGCGAUAGCAACAUGCCACCAGUUGUCGGUGGUGAGAAACCUGAUGGACAGAAUAAACUGCACGAUGGAAAAAGCCAGACAAAGCUCUUACAAUUGCUGACCACCAAAUCGGAUCAGAUGGAGCCUUCGCCUUUGUCCAGCACCAUGGGAGACGUUAGCAAGGACUCCACGGGAGGGUUGCCUGGGUCUGGUUCGGCACAUGGAACCUCGCUCAAGGAGAAGCAUAAAAUUUUGCACAGACUAUUGCAGGACAGUAGUUCUCCUGUAGAUUUGGCCAAGCUCACAGCAGAGGCCACAGGCAAAGAACUGAACCAGGAGUCCAGUAGCACAGCUCCUGGUUCAGAGGUGACUGUUAAACAGGAGCCAGCGAGUCCUAAGAAGAAUAAUAAUGCACUACUUCGCUACUUGCUAGAUAAAGAUGAUACUAAAGAUAUUGGUUUACCAGACAUGCCCCCAAAACUGGAGCGGUUGGACAGUAAGACAGACCCUUCCGGUAGCACAAAGUUAAUAGCUGUGAGGACAGAAAAAGACGAGAUAAGCUUUGAGCCUAACGAACAGCCAGGCAGUGAGUUGGAUAACUUGGAGGAGAUCCUGGAUGACCUGCAGAACAGCCAGUUACCGCAGCUGUUCGCAGACGGCCGCCCGGGCGCGCCCGCGGGCUCGGUGGACAAGCAAGCCAUCAUCAAUGACCUCAUGCAGCUCACCAGUGACAGCAGCCCCGGCGCGGCGGCGGCCACCCAGAAACCAGCAAUGCCGGGGGGGCAGUACACUUUUAAUAACCCACGAGCAGGGCAACUGGGCAGGUUAUUACCAAACCAGAAUUUACCACUUGAGAUCACACUGCAGAACCCAACAGGUGCGGGAACUUUCCCACCCAUAAGAACGAGUAGCCCCUAUUCAGUGAUACCUCAGCCAGCACUGAUGGGCAGGAAUGAAGGGAUGAUAGGAAGUCAAGGAACUAUAGGCAACAGCAACACAGGAAUGAUUGGUAGCAAUGCCCCUCGGCCUGCCAUGACAUCUGGAGACUGGGGAAGCCAGGCACCUGCUGUGAGGGUGACCUGUGCGCCCACAGCUAGUGCCAUGAACAGGCCGGUGCAAGCAGGCAUGAUCCGCAACCCCACGGCCAGCAUCCCCUUGAGACCCAGCAACCAGCCUGGCCCGAGGCAGAUGCUUCCAUCUCAGGUCAUGAAUAUGGGGCCAUCUGAAUUGGAGAUGAACAUAGGAGGACCUCAGUAUAGCCAACAGCAGGCACCUCCAAAUCAGACUGCACCAUGGCCAGACAGCAUCUUGCCUAUAGAUCAGGCAACUUUUGGGAGCCAGAACAGGCAACCGUUUGGCAGCUCACCAGAUGAUCUCUUGUGUAAUCAUCCUUCAUCAGAGUCACCAAGUGAUGAGGGUGCUCUCCUGGAUCAGCUUUACAUGGCAUUAAGGAAUUUUGAUGGUUUAGAAGAAAUCGACAGGGCUCUAGGAAUACCAGAACUAGUUAGCCAGAGCCAAGCUGUCGACCCAGAGACCUUCCCCAGCCAGGAUUCCGGCAUCCUGAUGGAGCAGAAGGCCCCGGUGUUCUCCCAGCAGUACGCGGCGCAGGCUCAGAUGGCGCAGGGCAGCUAUGCGCCCAUGCAGGACCCCAGCUUCCACCCCAUGGGGCAGCGCCCCGGCUACGCGGCCCUGCGCAUGCAGCCGCGGCCCGGCCUCCGGCCCAAUCGGCAGCCGCUGAUAAAUCAGAUCAGCAGUGUCUCCAAUAUCAAUCUGUCUUUGAGACCUGGAGUGCCAACACAGGGCCCCAUCAACGCGCAGAUGCUGGCGCAGCGGCAGCGGGAGAUCCUGAGCCAGCACCUGCGGCAGCAGAUGCAGCAGCAGCAGCAGCAGGUGCAGCAGCGGACGCUGAUGAUGCGAGGGCAGAGCCUGAGCAUGACCCCCAGCAUGGUGGCUGCUGGGGGCAUACCUGCAACCAUGAGCAACCCACGGAUCCCGCAGGCAAAUGCACAGCAGUUUCCGUUUCCUCCGAACUACGGUAUUAGUCAGCAGCCUGAUCCAGGCUUUGCAGGGGCCACCACUCCUCAGAGUCCACUCAUGUCCCCAAGACUGGCUCAUACACAAAGCCCCAUGAUGCAGCAGUCUCAGGCUAAUCCUGCCUAUCAGUCCUCUACGGAGAUGAACGGGUGGGCACAAGGGAACAUGGGUGGAAACAGCAUGUUUUCACAACAGUCCCCACCACAUUUUGGGCAGCAAGCAAGCACCAGCAUGUACAAUAAUAACAUGAACAUCAGUGUAUCCAUGGCAACCAACACAAGUGGUAUGAACAACAUGAACCAGAUGACAGGGCAGAUCAGCAUGACCUCAGCGACCUCUGUGCCUACAUCAGGGUUGUCCUCCAUGGGUCCUGAGCAGGUUAAUGAUCCUGCUAUGAGGGGAGGCAAUCUCUUUCCAAACCAGCUGCCUGGAAUGGAUAUGAUAAAGCAGGACGGAGAUGCAACACGGAAAUAUUGCUGACCCUGAGGGUGGUUCGGUUUCUUCUUUCUUCAGCUGACUGGGGCUUACGGCCCCAAAUCCUUCCCGGUUUGAAGAGCUGCGUCUGUUUUGUCGUGACCCAGCUGAGCUGCCUGCUGCCGACAGGCUUCAGCCCUGCCUCCCGAGGGGAGCCGGGUGGUCGGGGCCGAGGAGCAGCCUCUUCUCUGACAGUCUGAAGCUGCCGUACAGACAGUUGCUCAGUCUGUUCACUGCAUUCACCUUAGUGCAACUUAGAUCUCUCCUGCAAAGUAAAUGUUUGACAGGCAACCUUCAUAAACCAUGUCAGAUUGAAUGUAUUUAAAUGUAUGUAUUUAAGGAAAAA
Messenger RNA from Chaetura pelagica (chimney swift), 4660 nucleotides. RefSeq names its product nuclear receptor coactivator 2 (gene NCOA2). Bases 1 to 4320 code for a protein of 1439 amino acids. Gene Ontology annotation, molecular function: nuclear receptor binding; protein dimerization activity. Gene Ontology annotation, biological process: cellular response to hormone stimulus; positive regulation of transcription by RNA polymerase II. Gene Ontology annotation, cellular component: nucleus. The transcript is spliced from 23 exons. Lineage: Eukaryota; Metazoa; Chordata; Aves; Apodiformes; Apodidae. The record is from RefSeq and is a predicted model, not a curated record.